CUCCCGGCGCCCCCCGCGCGGGUCGUGACGUAACUUCCGGCGCGUCCGGGCCGAGGCGGAUCGAGGCCGCGGAGCCUCCGGGGCGGGGGGGCCCAGCGGGGCCGGGCGGGGCAGGCCCUGACCAUGUCGGAUGGGAUCAUGAGCAAAGCCGCCACCAUGGAGAUCCCCAUCAGCAGCAACGGGGACGCCGGCAGCCUGCCCGAAGAUGACGGCCUGGAGCAGGACCUGCAGCAAGUGAUGGUGUCGGGGCCCAACCUCAACGAAACCAGCAUCGUGUCUGGUGGCUACGGGGGAACCGCUGAAGGCAUCAUCCCCACCGGCACCAUCAAAGCCCCUCCAUUUCCAGGCUGUCUUGUCCAACCUCACUCACCCCGAGGACCAUCCAUCUCCCCCAGUGCAUCUGCCGCCAGCAGGAUGGCCAGCCAGGCUGGUGCUUCAGCAGGCUCUGGGCUUCACCAGCCUCAUCCCAGCCCACCGGUCGGAGGGGAGGAGGUUGUUCGCGGCAUCGCUGUGGAGAAGUUUGACAUUGUCAAGAAAUGGGGCAUCAACACAUACAAGUGCACCAAACAGCUGAUCUCAGAGAGGUUUGGCCGGGGCUCCCGCACGGUGGACCUGGAGCUGGAGACACAGAUUGAACUGCUCCGGGAGACAAAGCGCAAGUACGAGUGUGUGCUGCAGCUUGCACGGGCUCUCACCAACCACUUCUACAGCCUGGUGCAGACACAGCAUGCCCUGGGGGAUGCCUUUGCGGACCUCAGCCAGAAAUCUCCUGAGCUGCAGGAGGAGUUUGGUUACAACGCAGAAACACAGAAACUGCUUUGCAAGAAUGGUGAAACACUACUGGGAGCUGUUAACUUCUUUGUAUCCAGUAUCAACACGCUGGUAAAUAAGACCAUGGAGGACACGCUCAUGACAGUUAAGCAGUACGAGACAGCCAGGCUGGAGUAUGAUGCGUAUCGCACAGACCUGGAGGAGCUGAGCAUGGGCCCCCGGGAUGCCAGCACCCUGUGCCGGCUGGAUGCAGCGCAGAGCCAGUUCCAGAGCCACAAGGACAAGUAUGAAAAGCUGCGAGCCGAUGUGGCCAUCAAGCUCAAGUUCUUGGAAGAGAACAAGAUCAAGGUGAUGCACAAGCAGCUCCUGCUCUUUCACAACGCCAUUUCUGCCUACUUCGCUGGGAACCAGCAGCAGUUGGAGCAGACUCUCAAGCAGUUCAACAUCAAGCUGAAGACCCCUGGUGCUGAGAAGCCCUCCUGGCUGGAGGAGCAGUGAGCCCCCCAGCCUGCCCCACCUUGUGCCCCAGCCGGGGAAGCCAUGGACCAUAACUGGGACCUCUGACUGCUGGUGUAGGGCCAGACCACAAUCACGAGUGGUGAGCUGGGGAUGCAGCCUCGGCCCUGCUGCUGCGGGGGGCACUAAUGGGGCAGGGACCCGGUUAGGGGCAGGUGGAGCUCUGAGUGGGUCACUCCCCCAGCCCGUUGGAGUCCCAUCCUGCCCAGCCCUGUUCUCCCUCCCCAGCGCUGACCCCUUGGUGGGAUGGUGGAUGCCUUCCCAGGACCCCGUAGGGCCAGACACUCCCCUCCUCAGGCUGGGCUGCUCAGACCCCACCAGGCACCUUUGUGGGACAGGGUGGGAUGUGCCACAGCCCCCCACUGUCUCCCCAUGGUGCAGCAGGGUACGUAGUUCCACGUGUCCCAGCUGCUUUCCCUGAGCCAGGCUUCGCAGGGCUGGGCAGGACGUGCCACCACCUCUGGCAAAAAAAAUGUAUAUUUUGAAAUGAAGACAAAGCUGCACAGGGGUGGCCCUGGGGCUGCUGGGUCCCCUCCUGGACCCUGAGAGGGGUGGAUGAGGUCCCAGCCCUGGUGCAGCUGGUGCCCGGGGCUCCUGUCUGCUCCUUGCCCCAGACCUGCCCCGUCCCCUCUGGCUGAUCCCUGGUGCUCCCAGGCAGCUGCUCUCGCACUCCCCCAGCCUGGCUGGUGCCCCCAUCCCCACACUACACUCCCUUUGGCGAUGGGGUGGUUGUGCCUGGCUGUCUCCCAGGCCGCAGCUCCCAUCCCCUGGCCGGGGCUUUGCCAGCUCCCACGGGUGGACGCAGGAGGGUUUGGCCGCGGCCCUUGGGCUGAGGGCUGCUUUCCCCAGGGCGCUGUGCUCCCAACCCUGGAGGCAGGUGGGCAGCCCCACUCCCUGAGCACCCACAGGCACCUCGAGGGGUGGUGGGGACUCAAACCAAGGACCAAAGGGUGGCUGCAUCCCAGGGACGGUGCAUGUGCGUGUCCGUGUGCGCUGCGGCUGCGGCUGCGUCUCCGCGUGUGGCAGCGCUGGGGCCCUGCCCGGUAUCCCAGCGUGGGGACAAGCUCAUCCUGCUCCAGCUGAGUGUUGCUUCGAGCCCCGGCCACGUGCAGCACUUGGGCACUUUCUCCCGAGACAAGACGGUUUGUUUUUCUUGCUAAUUUAAUUCCUGGUAAUUUAAUGUCUGGAUCUGACAACCUCCCCCCCCCCCUUUCCUGGUGAAGG
Coturnix japonica (Japanese quail) is the source of this 2511-nucleotide messenger RNA. It is a transcript of the gene ARFIP2, whose product is annotated as ARF interacting protein 2. Gene Ontology annotation, molecular function: phospholipid binding; protein domain specific binding. NCBI's taxonomy places the organism in Eukaryota, Metazoa, Chordata, Aves, Galliformes, Phasianidae. Gene Ontology annotation, biological process: intracellular protein transport; regulation of Arp2/3 complex-mediated actin nucleation. Gene Ontology annotation, cellular component: trans-Golgi network membrane. The record is from RefSeq and is a predicted model, not a curated record.